Messenger RNA from Alnus glutinosa, 1956 nucleotides. Its product is annotated as (+)-borneol dehydrogenase 2-like. Gene Ontology annotation, cellular component: cytosol. Bases 834 to 1637 code for a protein of 267 amino acids. Gene Ontology annotation, biological process: abscisic acid biosynthetic process. Gene Ontology annotation, molecular function: xanthoxin dehydrogenase (NAD+) activity. Lineage: Eukaryota; Viridiplantae; Streptophyta; Magnoliopsida; Fagales; Betulaceae. The transcript has 2 exons. The record is from RefSeq and is a predicted model, not a curated record.
AAUAUAGUCGAAAACAUGAGUAAGUUAGGAUUUUCUGUUGUCGUGUUUUUUAGUUGCUGUUGUUAUAUUUGAAGUUCCACCUUCUUCCUACAAUCUUUCUGCAACUAAACAGGGCAUUGGCCAAUGUCUCAUUAAAACUUUUUCAUAAGGUUUGUUAUGAAAUGCAACCAGAAAGUUGGCAGGGUUUCUGUAGCUUGGCUCUUUAAUUUAGAACUAGGAUUUCCCACGAUUGAUGUAGAUGGGCUAAGAAUUAUGGGUAGAAAAAGGGUCUGGAUUUUUCUUCUUGGCAGCAGCCUUUUAGAGGAAUUCAGGAUGCUUAAAUUAGAUUUUACCGUGGGAAAGCGUAGGAAAUAUUUGAAUUCUAUCAAGGCUUUAUAGGGGUCUCACCUUGAAGAAUUUUAAGGAGUCUCACCUAGGGCGUAUAACAAACACAUCUUGGAACCUAGUGUAGUCACACAGCAAUGACCUGUAGAUAUAUAAUAUUGAACUUUCACAGGAUGUGUAGCUUUCCAAGAGACUAGAUUUUUUUACCAAAUCGAAGCUAUAAUAUUCAUUUGAAAUAUUUGAUAGCCUUAGCAAGAGAGUAAUAAUGCUCUAGAAUUUAGUUAUCAAGAAACGGGGGUGUAUACCGCAAUGAUUUUGAAAUAUUCAAUCUUUAUCAAAUGAUAUUCUAUAAUAUGUCACAUAGCAUUUCUCUGAGGAAGUAAAGGUGCGAUCUUGAGUGAAGGAAGAGAGAAGAAUAGAAGAGUUGAGUUCGGAAGUUUCAGUUGCGUGGCAACUUGUGAGUGUGUUGCUGAAAGGUGCGGUCCAGCUGGGCUUCUAGAUGGGCUGCUAUGCGAUUAUUGGGGAAAGUGGCAGUUGUCACGGGUGGAGCCACUGGUAUUGGAGAGAGCAUUGUGCGCCUAUUCCACAAACAUGGUGCAAAAGUUUGUAUAGUUGAUUUGCAGGACAACCUUGGCCAGCAUGUCUGUGAUACCCUUGGUGGUGAACCAAACACUUUCUAUUUCCAUUGUGAUGUUACCAAAGAAGAUGAUGUUUGCCGUGCAGUUGACUUCACCGUCGAUAAAUUUGGUACACUUGACAUCAUGGUCAACAAUGCCGGGGUAUCGGGCUCACCAUGUUCCGAUAUCCGUAAUGCAGAUAUAUCAGAGUUUGAGAAGAUAUUUGAUAUAAAUGUGAAGGGGGUCUUCCUUGGAAUGAAACAUGCAGCUCGGAUUAUGAUCCCGUUAAAGAAGGGUUCAAUAGUUUCUCUGUGCAGUGUUUCAAGUGCCUUAGGGGGCAUAGGCUCCCAUCCCUACACAGGGUCCAAGCAUGCUGUGUUGGGGCUCACCAAGAACGUUGCAGCUGAGCUGGGACUACAUGGCAUUCGUGUCAACUGUGUUUCUCCUUAUGCGGUUCCGACGGGCUUGGCUUUAGCUUACUUGCCUGAGGAGGAGAGGACUGAGGAGGCCGUGGAAGGAUUUCGUGCUUUUGUUGGGAAGAAUGCUAACUUGCAGGGGGUGGAGUUGACUGCUGAUGAUGUGGCUAAUGCCGUGCUCUUCUUAGCAAGCGAUGAAGCAAGAUAUGUAAGUGGGGAUAAUCUCAUGGUUGAUGGGGGCUUCACUUCCUCAAAUCACUUACUUCGGGUCUUUAGAUGAUGCAUGACAUUCAACAGGUUUGCUGCCUUGCUUCAAUGGCUGUUGGAAGCUUGAUAACUGUGGUCUUCCUGGUGGACAGAUCAACUAGUAAGAUGUUUAAUUGGGUAUUUCUCCAUAGAUAGUUGCUUUGGAUUUCACAUUGUUGUAGAUUGAACCCGAAUAUUGGACACGGAUUGUAACUUGUGUAAUUUGAAAUAGAAAUACAUUUCACAAUGGACUUGAACAAUUUUUUUUCGACUUUUUAAACUAUUUUUGGCUGUAGUUUUUUGUUUAGAACUGGGUGACAAUCAUCAAUUUUAUUAUUAUUAUUAUUUUUUUU